Molecule: messenger RNA, 1308 nt
Organism: Aplysia californica (California sea hare)
Lineage: Eukaryota; Metazoa; Mollusca; Gastropoda; Aplysiida; Aplysiidae
Product: zinc finger BED domain-containing protein 4-like
Exons: 3
Coding region: 1-1308 (435 amino acids)
Molecular function (GO): protein dimerization activity
Source: RefSeq, a predicted model, not a curated record
AUGGGAGCUGUUACCCUCACCACGGACAUAUGGACAUCCAGGCGUACUCAGGCUUUCAUUACCGUCACGGCCCAUUUUAUGAGUCCUGCCUGGGAGCUGAUGAGCUGUGUGCUGGAGACACCUAGGAUUGCUGAGGCACACACCGCAGCGAACAUAGCAGUGAUUCUGGCAGAAGUCAUGGAGAACUGGCGCAUUCGUGACAAGGUGGUGGCCAUCGUGACUGACAACGCCAGCAACAUGGUUGCUGCUAUUGAGCAGCUGAAAAUUCGGCACAUGCCCUGCUUUGCCCAUACCCUCAACCUUGUGGUGACUGACACCCUUGCAGCUGUGACCGGGUUUCAAGCGACCAGGAAGAAGGUGAAAGACAUUGUGUCUUUCUUCCAUCACAGCGUCAAGGGGUCAGAUGUCUUGGCCAAGGUUUUAGAGCAAGCCGGUUCUCAGCCAUUAAAGCUCAUAAAUGAGGUUGAGACCCGGUGGAACUCAUGUCAUGACAUGCUAAAACGGUAUAAUGACCUUCAUCCCCAGGUAACCACAGCCCUCUGUCUUGUCGGCCGGGAAACCAUGCUUAUUACUCAGUCAGAGGUUGAGGUCAUCCAAGCCGUGAUCGCCGCCCUGGGGCCUUUUGAGGAGGUCACCAGAGAAAUGUCAUCGGAGAAAAUGACAACGGUAUCAAAGGUGAUUCCUCUGAUCAGGGUCUUGCAGGACAUCUUAAAGGACCUGACAAAUCGACCAUGCAUUGGGGGCAGCGUGGCAAAAGAACUACUGCAGCAGCUCAACAGACGAUUUGCGUCACCAGAGACCAAGUACCUGUGGGCAGCCAGUACAUACCUCGACCCCCGUUUCAAGAAACACGCCUUCUCAGACGGCUCUGCACUGCAAGCUAUGCAGGAUCGCCUGAAAGGACAGCUGCGUCCAGUGGAGGAAGAGGAAACCUCAACUGCAGAGGUAGAACCUACUCCAGUCGCUGCUGACAACUCAUCAAUCUGGACGAGGUUCGACAGCAAGAUUUCCAGUUUUUUACAGACCACGUCGACGCCUGGUGUUCGGCCAAAUCUGGAGAUGCGUCGGUACGCGGAGGAGAACCCCAUCAGCAGGAAGCAAGACCCCCUGGAAUGGUGGAGGAAGCAUUCCUCACUGAUGCCACAGCUUCAAGAGAUAGCUAAAAAAUUUCUUUGCUGCCCCGCAACAAGUGUACCGUCGGAGAGAGUGUUCUCUGCGACAGGGGAACUCGUGUCACACAGGCGAUCGAACCUCACCGAGGAAAAUGUGAACAUGAUAAUUUUUCUGAACAAAAACACAUUUUUGUAA